Molecule: messenger RNA, 18406 nt
Organism: Porites evermanni
Lineage: Eukaryota; Metazoa; Cnidaria; Anthozoa; Scleractinia; Poritidae
Source: the annotation of a GenBank genome assembly
GGCUAUUAAAAUUUUCAAUAUGCAUAUUGCAUUUUGGGAGGGUCACGUGACCUAAGAGUCGCUCUUUCCCCGCGAAGUAAAAAUGGCUUCUCAAAAGUGAGGCAAGGAGAAAAUGGGGAAAAUAACACUAAAAGCUAAUGGGAGAAAGCUAAAGGCACUUUAUUCAUGUGUUAUGGUAUCAGGCUAAUCAAAUAAUCGAAAAAAUGAAGCGAGGACGGGGCAGACCCCCCAAAUAUCAGUCUCAAAAUGCCAAAACGCCGAAUGUCUCGAGUGCAACCAACCAACAUGGCGGCCAUGCGACUCCUCGUGUCUCUUCUCCUCAUGGCAUUAAAACCCGAGGUUAUAGUUCAACUACACCAAGGAAAUACUACGGAAUGGAAUCGUCAGACUCGGAAAGUGAUGAUGACUCAGUUUCUAGUCGUAGUUCUUUGCUUUCAAGCUCUGCAUACACGAAAAUUCGCUAUGUUGAGCCGCUUAAAACCGUGUCGCCAGUCAAGUUAGCUCCUUCAUCAGAUGAUCUUUUACUCAACCCAGAAUAUAUUUUACAAGCUUUAGGUAUUUAUGAGAUCCUUAGGCAUUUCAGCCGGAUAAUUCGGCUUUCUCCAUUUAGGUUUGAAGACUUCUGCGGAGCAAUGAAGUCGCCAGACCAGUCUUCUUUGCUUGCACAAAUACACCUCUCUUUGCUUCGCUUUCUUUUGUCGGAGGAUGAUGCUAGUGGUUUGACAUCUGUAGCGAGCGACGAGAAAGACAGUUUCAAUAUUCUUAUGUACUGCCUUGGCGAUUUUACUUGGCCUGAUGUUAUUCGAAGCUACAUUAUGUCCGAUAAAACCGAAUUUGGAGAUGUAUCGUCAGCUGUCAUUGUGACCGAGAACGAAGACCCGUUCCCUUUCACAACGGUUGAAAAAAGGCUGAAGGUUUUGCAGCGACUUUGCGAUCAAUUUCUCGCUUCAAACUCAGUCAGGUACGACGUUAUGAACGAAGGAAUGGUCGAGUCGGAGGAUCAUUGUCGAAACUGUUCUAAAAUGGGUGAUUUACUCUGCUGUGAAAAGUGCCCUGCCGUCUACCAUCUUCACUGCCUCAAACCACCGCUAGAAGUGGUCCCCGAAGGGGAUUGGCUCUGUCCUAUAUGCGAGAUGCACCAGCUCAAAGGCGUCACGGACUGUUCAGUUGAUUGGAACAGGGAUGGAUGGCUCAGAAACACCCCUUUAGGGGUAGACAGGGAAGGAAGAAAAUACUGGUUUUUAGCCAGACGUUUGUUUGUGUAAGUAGAUUGAAUCCAACAUGGAGGUGAAAACAAAUUAUUCAUAUUUUUGUUAUUUUGCAGCAAGUUUGUGCAUCUCAGCACAUGUGUGACAAAGACCUUAUGGCAUGAUGUUUUUUGUGACAACCAAUUUUUUUCUUGUUAACCACCAUUUGGUUAUAGACCAGAGAUUAUUUUUAACGAAAAAAAUUCACUUUGGCAAGUUUUGCAAAUUAGCUACAAUUUCAUGUCACAAAAAUUAUGUUUAUAGGGCAGUAUGCAAAUUGUGUUAAGGAUGGAACUCUCUAAGGGCCUGUUUACAUUUAGGUGGGGGACCCCAGAUAGGUGAAGAAACCCACUCUGGUGGGUAAAAAAAAAAAAUGUUUACAUGCAAUUUUACAACCCCUCCAUCCUGGGGCCCACUUCUUCAAGAUUAUUUAAUUAAUGGUGCAAGGCUGUGCUCUAAGGAAAAUUGAAGGGAGCCCAGUGCUCUGAACUUGUAAAAUCUAGGGUGCCCGGCAUAUGAUUUGUAUGAAAAAAGUAAGAUUUUCUAAGCAAAAGUUAGGCGCUUGGGGCCACCGGGCUCUGCUAGAGCACAGCCUUGUGGUGGCUAAGCAUGGGAGUCUGGUUUGUUUAAUCAUAGUAUGAUUAUAGACCAAAUUGGAUGCAACAUAUUUCUGUUACCAAUUAAUCAUAACUAUGGACGCUUUCCAAAAGUCAGAACUGGCCGGCCGUACCAGUCAUUUUUGACAAUGAAAUAGGCUUUUUUUAAAGAGUGUUUUUUUUUUUUUUGAAAAACCAUCUCCUCCCUGCAUACUAUUUAGGAUUUGACUGAUCUGGUUGGAUAGUCGGAUUAAAAGGGAAAUUCUCGUGAUGACGAGAAUGGUCUGUCCGGUCAGUUCUGACAAAUGGAAAGCGCUCUAUGAAAAGAUAUUCUGAAAGUAAGUGAAAAAAUAAACAUUCAAGUGUGUGCACUUGAUGGUGUCUACUGUCCAGUUUAUUAGAACGAAGUUUAAUUUAUUUAACACAGUUAACAGCAAGGACUGGGGUCAGUGGAAAAUGCUCUAUUAGCUCCGGAAAGCUUCUGCAAGACCAAUGAAGCCACAUACUGCAGGCCAGAAGUAUGUGGAGUCAAACGCUGUCUUGUCUUGCAUACUUCGAAGCACUUGUCCCUUGAUGUAAUUUAUGAAAAGUAUAUGCUUUUCCCAUACUGCUUGUGAGCCUCUGCUUUUGAAUUGGAGAGAAAUGUCUACCUUUUUAAGUGCUGUUGUGAGUCAUCUAGAGUUGUAAUAAAUAUAUGAGCCUCCUUAUGAAGUAAGCCUGCGAUUGGCAUUGCCAAAAAGCAGGCAAAAGUGUUUUGAUAUUCAUGGUUCGACUUGCCCUACUAAAAUUUCUCUUUGGUACAAUAAAAUACACUAUGUGUCUCCUUAUGCAAUUUUUUUUUUUGAAAAUUUAACAUAUCUGUUCCAACCUGUCAAUGUUGUUAUGUCUAUGCCAUAUUUGUAACAUAAAUUUUAAGGUAACACUGUACUCAAUAAACAAACUAGCAGAUCACUCUAAAAACAGAAACUUGGUUUGAUUGGUAUAGACUGUUCCAGAAUAAUCAAGAAUGCAUCCCCAUUCCAGAAUUAGGGCAGUGAAACGCACCCAUAGAAGGUGGCAUCACUUGUUGGUAUUGUCAUGGGCAUUUGCAUUUUACUCAAAAUUAUUCUCUUUUUGUAUCAAAGCAAUUUUUCCAUAUUAAUCUCUGUCUCUGCAGAUUCAACCUUUGCAGGGCCCAGGCUUUAUGUUGUUUAAGCAUUUACCCAUUGGAUAGUAUUUAUUGCAUGUUCAGGCCUUUACCAUAGCAAAGACCUCCUAUUCUCAUCUCUCAGUAGUACUUCAAAAGUCAAGUUUACUUGCUGAUCUUUAAUUUACUUUGUUUAAAUUUUAUUUGCAAUGUACUAGGGAAGGAAGUGAUGAGACAUUGUACUACAGCUGCAAAGAACAUCUUGAUGACCUGAUCAAAGCCUUGGAGGAAGAUGGUAAAGAAAAGAGGCUGCUUUCUGUUAUAAAAGCAAGGUACAAGGUUAUGGUCCGGCACAUGGAAAUAACUGAGUCUCUUAUUGAGGCUGCACGAGGUGAGAGCUCAGAGAAACUUUUAUUUUAGCCUCAGUGGCAAGUGAUUAAUGUAUAAAACCAGGUUUUACUACAAUUAAUUAAACACAGAAAAGAAAUUUGAUAUUAUGUAAAUAAAUUGAAACUGUUUGUUAUAUAAGAUUUGCACACAUCUUGAAAGAAUUCAAGUAUCUUGCAUUUAGCAUGUGGAUCAAAGUGGAUGCUAAUUUAAAAUCCUGUGUCAAUUUUAGGGGAACUCCCAUCUGGACUGACCAAAAGAAGGCCACUGAAAGUGAAAGUUAAGGAGCAAACUUCAGUUGCUUCACCUGUGGAUCCAGAAGAACAUAAAGAAGAAGAAGAUGAACAGAUGGACACCUCAGAGGAGAACCCUAGUUAUGGUAAGAUAAUGUUACGUUCUUCAAUUUUUUUAGAUAAAAGAAGAAAAGUUUGGUCAAUGUCUGGUGGGUGGAGUAUUUCAAAGCUUGUAGUGCAAUAUUGUUUUGACGUAUUUGUACAGCGUUGGUAUUAUGGGAUCUUGAGUUUUACAAAGGAUAAUUAUUUGCAAUGUAAAUCAGUGUAAAUCGGGUCUUCUGCCUUGGGAUCACUGUUUCCUUUGCAGAGUUGAUCCAAUAAGAGGAAAAUAAUUCAAGUGAAUCUGUGCAUAAUGAGAAUGGUGGCAAUCUGAAUUAAAUAUGUUUUUUUGCUGUCAAUAAAAAGUAUCUAUUUUCAUAUUAUUUUUUAAGACAUUCAGUGACACAGAUGUCACUUUAAAAUGACCGUCACCAGGAACAGUGAUAGUUGAAAUGAAACAUACAUUAAAUUUUGAUAUUGAGUAACUGACAGCAAUACUGUAUUUAAAACCAACGGAUAAUUUUAUUAUUUAUUAUUUAGGAGGAAGGAGGAGGGAGCGACAAGUUUUUGGACUGGUUUUAAUUCUGACAUUUUCUGACAGGAGACAGUGCUUCUUUAGAAGAGGUUAAAAUAUUGCCCUUUUUAACUAUAAUUUAUCAUGUCUACUGUGCUUCAUUUUCAGUGGUGCCUGAAAGGAAACCUAGUUAUUCAGCAGUAACUGAUGACAUGCCUUCUUCAUCAAAACCUGUGACAGCCUCAGCCAUCCUAACAUUUGUUCCAGAUGAUGAGGUAAAGAAGAUUGUUACACGGCCUCAAGUUGAAAAUUCCAGUAAUAUUAGUGCUGAUAAACAAAUGCUGUUGAGAGACAGAAGGUCUGCAGCAGCCCAAGAUAGCCCUUAUUUUAGGAUGAGGGCCCCCAAUGUGUCAGGCCCGUCUGACACAGCUCAAGAAGCUCAGGGUAAUGAGGAGGUGAAAGACGAGAAAAAACUGGACUCCUGUAAAGAGUAUGGUGCUGAUAUGUUGGGUGUUUCAGCUCCUGCUGUCAAAAAAGAUGUUUACCAAGAAAAGAAAGAGGAGGGCCAAUCAUAUGAAGAGACAUCUAACCCUGGGAGUGAAACAAUCACAGAUAUGACAGCAUCUGCUGAUGGCAAAGAGUAUCCAACUGCAAAACAAGAACAUGUCCCUACAAAAGCCAUAACUGAACAAUCAUCCAGCACCAAGCUGGAUGUGAAACCUAAAAUAGAAUUUGAAACUUCACUGCCCAAGGAUCAAAAUGCUGAGACUAACAGCAGUGUAAGUGACAAUGUUACAAGUACCAACACUAGCGGGACAGUGAAGAGUGAUUAUUUUACUAAGGCAGGAAUUACUCCACCUUUGAUUGCAAAUAGCAGUUCAGGUAAACAAGUGGUGAGUACUGGUCAGUCAAUCACUGUUUCUUCCAGUGACACUGUAAUUGGCACCAAAGGAAACACUGUGAAUGCAAGUGGGACAGCUAGUGAAGUCAGUGAAACAAAGCAAGAAGUUGAAGAGUCUGUAUUUAGACUUGGUUCAGAAGGCAACUACUCAUCAUAUGUCAACCAGUUUGCAAGCAAUGCUCUUGCACUGACUAAACAGCAACAUCUAGAUCAACGGGACAAAAGGCGCAGUGUCACCCACAAGUUUAGUCUCAAUGAGUUCAAGUGGCAAGGAGAUGUUAAUGGAAGUAAAGAAGUCAUUCUGAACACUUUGCGGUUCUCUAUAGUUGGCCUUGAAAAUUCUAUUGCCACUUCUUUUAUGCAUCCAUCUUGGCCACUUCAGCGCUCCACAUGGGUGAGGGCAGUUCACAUGUCAAAAACUCCACAAGAGUUUGCAGCAGCUCUGUCAUUUUUGCAGAGUUCCAUUAGGCCUAUUUGCUAUCUAAAUGUGUGGAAUGAUGCAGUAGGUCAUGUGGAGCUACAUCGUGUUGUGUCCGAGGCUCGUCAAACAGGACCCAAGAAGAAAGAUCACAAAGAAGACGAAGAAGAACCUGAACUGGAAAGCAAGGGAUUUGGUAUGUCCUAGUACAUAAACCUACUUUUCAAAAGAUAUAGUCUUGUUGGCAUGGUUCAAUUUCAUUCUUGCGUAUCUCCUAGUUUAAAAAUUUCUAAAGGUCCCUUGAACCAGGUGUUAGUUCCCAUCUUUCAGCAUUAAUUUUUGAGACACAUUUGGUGUGUUUGUAAGGGAAGUGGGAAGUUUAUUGAUAACUCACAUCCUUUUUAAGACGGUAUUUGUGAAACUUAAUUGAGUAAACCGUGGUACUUUGUCAUUGUUUUGUUCUCGUAACUGAUGACUGUUUCGUUCUUAACAGUUAAUUACACGUGGAUGCCACAUCAUCAGGUGUGGAAACAGAAAGGUGAAGAGUACCGCUUGUUUGGUGGUGGUGGAUGGGUCUGGACAAGUGGGCUUCAGUGUCGAAAAAGGAAACGUCCUACUGGAGAUGCAAAGGACACUUUUGUCAAUAAGAAGCGUAAACUGCUGGACACUACAAAUAGGAUCAGUGCUUUGAAAGAGAAGAAAAGAAAGGAGGAAUUAAAGGAAGAAGCAGAUAAAGCAGCUAAGAUUGCUGCUGCCCAGCAGGCCGUCCCUCAAACUGCAACAACUCCUGCUCUUGCAGGUCAAACAACUUCAACAACCAUGCCUACAACAGCCAUAGCAGUACAAAGCUCGGCAAGUGUUCAAAAUGCUGUAUCAUCUACACCAUCACUAUCGCAAAACUCUGUCCAAACCACAACAACGUUAAAGUUAGCAUCUUCAGCACAGAUUACAUCAUCAGCUACUACUUCAAGCACCUCUUGCUCUAUUACAUCUACAAUGCCUUUAACUGUUGCUUCUUUAGUUCCACAAACUCUUAGUGCUACAUGUGCUUCUGUGCAAUCAUGUGUUAAUCCAGCAAUCCCAGCAAGUCAGCAAGUUUCGACAGGGUCACCUUCCGUUAUUUCGGUAUCCGCCACUUCACAAACGGCUUCAAGUACAGUGCCUACGUCGUUGUCUAGUGUAGAGUGCUCAAGCGCAACUUCAUUGUCUCUGACAGUUGCAUCAUCUUUAAAAUCUGUUGCGACAGUCUCAUCCAUUCUGACAUUACCAACAAACACAUCUUCCGAUAAUGUAAUUCAAUCCCCUGUACGAAUUGUUUCAAGUACGUCUUCAUCCACUUCGUUUUUAAAUUCUGCGGCUAUUUCGUCUCCAUCUAUGAAAGGUUGUAGUUUAAAUGCUACUUUAGACAAAGGCUCUUCAAGUUUAGACGUAAAUAGAAGCAAUUCAAGUAUAACAUUUGCCCCCGCACCAUUAACAACACAGGAAUCUGUCUCUUCAUCUGAGGUUGUCUCUUCAGGGGCAAUCGAGUCUCCUAAACCAUCCACACCAACACACACUGUUUCAACACUUGCUCUAGCAAAGGAUUCUGUCGUUGCACCGGAUUCUUCACCAGUGACCCUUCAAGACACUUCUUCAGAAUCUGUCAGUGUUUCUGAGGGUCUGGAAAGAAGUGAAACGCGCGAUAAUCUUCCGUCAGUGUCUGUCAGUAGUGGAGAAAGUAAUACUGAUAAAAACGUUUUGGUAGAUUGCCCAACUGUGAAAUUCCCUAGCGGUGUUAGCACAGAAGAUACCACUCAAAUGGAAUCCACUUAUGAUAGAGCACCUAUUUAUUAUUCCGAGCAAAAUGCUGAUAAAGAAAAAUUAGAAUAUAAUAAUGACGUUUCGGUAGAUCGUUCAACCCUGGAGUCCUCUUGUGGUGUUAGUAGUGCACAGAAUACCUUACAAGUGGAAUCCAUUACAGUGAACACUGGUAACAAAGAAUUUGCUCAAAAGCAGUUGAAUGUUGACAAUCUCACAUCUCAGAAUGAUGGUAGUACUUCUUUUGUGUCCAAGGGAUCUGAAGGUAAUGACAAACCGAAUCUGACGAGUGAUUCUUUAGAUAAAUCAUGCUUAGAGGAUGCAACAAUAACUGAUUCCAAUGUAAAACAAAGUACUUCACCUUUUGACUCUUGCACUAGACAAGAAAGACUAGUUACAGUAGAUUCUACUCAAGAUACAAAGUUUAAGAAAGAUGAAUUGUCGGAAUCGCAGCAAGUUGUAUCUGAGUUUGUGAAUGUACAGUGUGACAAUAAAGCCGACAAGCAUGAUGGUGAGGUUACACCAGACACGUCCUCCUCGUUACAAGUUGAAGGUGACGGUUACGAAGUACUCGAAGAAUCCAGACAGGCGGUUUAUCAAGAAAAUCAGAAUCCAAGUCUUUCUGUGGAGAACGAGAUGCAGGGUAUUGCGAUAACAAAGCCAGACAGCUUAGGAGGACAUAAAGAUUUAAACAACGCGCCUUGCUCAAGUGAUACAGACGCAAAUGAACGUGAGAAGGAAAUUAAGCCCGUCGACGAAGUCCUGGUAAAUGAUAAGGAGAACGAACUGUGUACCGGAAGGAUUUCUAAUAAUGUUGAGGAUGUUUUAGAGGAAAGUCAAAGCAAAAGGACUUCUCUGAACGACAGUUUAACAGAAGAAGUCAGCGAAACUGAAAGGGCAGAGAAGCUACCGGACGCCAGUACCUCAGCCAAGGGCAAACAAUGCUUGGGUAUUGUGAACAAAGAUGUCAUUACUGAGGCAAAUCAUGACAUUUCAGCUGAAAACGUUGCUGACUGCGUUGAACCGAAGAGUAAUUUAGAAGACCUUUGUAAUCACGUUGGAAAAGAUGAUUUCAGUGAUGAGAAAUCUGCCAUUGCCUCAAGCUGUUCGAAAGUUAAAGACGGUGCUGAUGUUUCUUCUUCACAAGAACUAGCAACAACUGAGGAAGCUCAUGGACCUUCAAACAACUUUGAAGCUGAACAGAGUACUGCAGUGGUGAGUUGUGGAGGCGCCACAGAUACACAGACGAUUAAAGCAAAAGGUGGCGACAACGGUCAAAUUGGUGCACUGUGGGAAAAUACUGCAAGCUCAAACAGGGAUGUCAGUACAGAUUGUUCUUCAGGGGAGAACAGUGCAGUGCAAGGUAGUCGCUCAGAUGACAGUUUGACCGCGUCAAUUUCAACUGUUUCUACUUCUCAUCUCGGGGAAAGUCACAACGAACAAGAAACGCCUAUUGAUGUUGAUGUCACCACAGUGUCACCUUCAAGACCAUCUAGUGAAAUGAAUGUUUGUAGCUCUACAGAUGCUCAUGUUUCUGCUCAAGUGGACAGCUCAGUGAUCCUGUCUGCUACCUUUGCUGAUUCUGAGCCAGUGCGUAUUCGAGAAGCAGAACCCAUGGAUAUUGACGUCAAAGCUGUUUCUACAUCUGAAAGUUCAGUCUCAGAAACACCUCCUCGGAUGAGUAAAAAUUCAGGUGAUGACUGUUCGUCAUUACCAACAGAAGUCACUAGCACAGACACGACAGGUAACAGAGGGGCUGUAUCGCUCGACAAGAAAAAUUGCACAUCGUCUUGUGAAAAUUCGACAACCAGUAUCAUCAGCGCGCCGAAAACCUCUACUACUGUCUCGUCAGGGGUUAACGCAGUUUCGACCUGUGAUGUAACGACAGCUAAAUCAGUGAUGCCGAAGUCGACCUGUACCACACCUGCUACCUCCAGUACUCUGUACCAGCAUCACAGCUGUCUGUGUCAUUGCCCUCAGUACUAGUUCAGUGUGCGACUAGCAUUGAUAAACCGUCCACAUUAUCUACGGUAGCAACAAAUACAUUUACAGAAACACCCGCGGUUAACAUUAAACCGUUGUUACCCAGUGUUCCCUUGCAAAGAACAGGGGUUGUUAGUAAAAGUCCCCGAAAUGUAGUUGCAGUAACAACUCCUUUAGCUUCCUCAGUACAAUCAACAGCUGUGAAAGGUUUAGUAGUAAACACACCCAGUGGAAGUGUGUGUACUAGGAUAACAACUGCACAGAAAACUGCCAUUUCUAGUCGAAUCCAGACAGCUCAGUACGUCCCAAUUGGUCCAAAACCAAUCCUUCCCUCACCAAGGCUAACUGGUCAAAGCAUAGUCGUACAGGGAACAAAUGUAGUUCAGCCAACGGUUGUGGGCCAAGCUAGCACGGCUCCAGUGAACAGUAUGGCUGCAUUGGUGGCGAGAAUUCCAGGAUCUGGUGCAACCAUUGGACCAUCACAGCUCAUUCGUCUGGUCACAGCGGAUGGUAAGUCGAUCACCCUGCAGGGUUCACAGCUAGCGGCUAUCGCCCAGCAAAUGGGAUCCCCGAUGCAGCUUGCCGUCCCUAAAACAAUAACAGUGCAGGUCUCUGGUGCUACUGUGCAACAAAAUCCAGUAAAGACUGUUGGUGCAUCAACAACUGCCACCACUAUUACUGUGCAGAGACCACAGCAACAGCCUGCCCAGGUCAAGCCACAAGUUGUCAUCAAACCAAAGGUGCCAGCCAAACCAAUCAAGGAAGAAAAGUUUCCAUCCCUAGAACUUCUCAUUAAAGAUCCUCGUGGACUGCUUAACCGAAGGAUCGCCAAAUGGCCGUUGCGUCAUUCAGUAAAAAGUUUGUUUACUCUAGAAAAGCAUGAACGUAGAAAACUUGGCAGGAAAGCCGGAAUGAAGGAAGUGAAUGGAUAUGUGUACACUUCGCGUGCUGUUGGUGUUAACUGGCCCGUGGGAAUUCCUCGUCCUUCAUUUAAGGUUGCUUGGCGUUUCCGAACUCAGAGUUUAAAGACACUAGCCGGAGCAGCAAUACAGCUCAGGAUUUUACAGUCAUGUCUCAAAUGGGAUGAAAUGAACGUGAGGCCACCACGUGGAAACAACAAUACUGUCUACACCAGUUCAGGUUAGUGGAACGUUUGUACCACUCCAUCACCCCUGUUUGUGGCGCGAACCCACAGAAUGUUGGUGUUAUCAUUAAUAGCAUACAUUUCAUUGCGUUUUCGCAAGAUUUUCGUAUGAUAUCGAUAUUUUAGGCGCUUGUAUAAACUUGUACUUCAUUGUCCCCCGUAGCCAAGAACAGGACUCGAAGUUAUUCCCUUCAGUUAAAUCAAGAAAGCUACCAUACAUCAUUUGUCCUAAAAAUUCGAGGUUUAUUUUAGAUGCAUUAAUUUUCUUGACAUAUUUUGUCUUUUGACCCUUGUAGCACUCGUUCGUUGACCGUUUCUCCACACAGCGGUGUUUCUGUUGAUGCAAUACUGAUGUCAGUCGAGAGAAAAAACUCAGACUGGGAUAAUUUUGUAUAGAAAGAAAAACAUACCGACUAUUCUCAAAAGUAGGCUCAGUUUCUUUCAUGUCUUGUUGUUUCCCCAUUUAGGUACAACAACAACAGAAAUAACAGACAGAAAAUUUGUUUCGGUUGAUGGCCUGCGAUGCAAGUACCUUGUGCGGAAAGUUAUAAGGACACUAACCAAACCAGUAGUAGAACCACCUAAACCAGCGCCUACAAAGAGCAAGAGGGGACGUACAUUAAGACCAAAGAUUGUCCUACAACCUGAUGAUGAAGAUGGUGAUCGUCGAACGCAGUCUGGUCCUCGUGUAUUUGAGGCGUGGUACCCUGAGGUAGGGAGUUACUGUAUGACAUGCUUUGAUUCUUAUCUUUCUUUCAACAUCAACAUUAAAGCUUCUGCAAAGGAGAAAAUACAAUUUUUAACAGCUUCCUGUAACCGAAAACCGAAAUUUAGCUUACUCCAGCGUUUUACUUUUCUUGCCACUUCUGUUAACGUGGCGUUUUCAUGGUUCACUUUUAAAUUCAGGAAUAUUUUUAGUUUAUAGAACUCUGUGUGUCAUGUUUAAGGUGUUAUCUCUUAUUUUUUACAGGCUAAAUUGGAACUUUGGGAGAUCCGCCAGUAUCACGAGCGAAUCGACCGCGAGAGGGCCCUUGCACGAGAAAAGAAAGAACAAGAGGAAGCCUUGAAGCGUGCAGCGGAAAUACGCGCCGCCGCUCUCCAGCGGAAACAACAAGAACAACAGGCGCGACAACAGCAGCAGCAUCUCCUCAAGAUGAACAAGAAAAAAGUCCAGAAUGCUAUUAAGACUCAGCAGAAAAAGGUAGCUGUGUACAAACCUCCUGCAGUCAAUCCUCAAUUUACAUACAAACCUGCUGUGACUGCGGCGGUUCCUAUAGGAGCUUUACGCCGUACGGUACCUGUUGUACGUCAAGCGCUUCCUUCCAAGCUCCCUUCUGUACAGCCCGUUGGUAUGCCGCAGAUAAGAACGCAAAUUAUACCGCGAACCACAACAAUCACCCAGGUCGCUUCUUCAACUUCAUAUAUACAGAGAUUACAACCCAAACUUCAAGCCACGCCGCAGCGAGUUUACACUGCUAAUUCAAACUUAAGUCAAACAUCACGAGCUGCUGCUGCCCCAAGCUCUGCUACUGGAUAUAAUGGUAAGUCAUAUUUAAUUCUGAACUCGGUUAAAUUUUCGAGAAACCUUUCCAUUUCAUAAACGAAAAAACAAAAAAAGAAACAACAACAACAAACAACAAUAUCAAAUAAUGCUACAGAUCAUAGAGCGGAACAAGUGGGUUUGUUGUUUUGAGGUUUUAGACGGUCAGAGAAGUCAGGGUCGGGCAGACAAGAGGUGGAUGAGAGGGGAGGGGAGGGGUAGACUCUAGCCGAACUUUCCUUCAAGGUAAACUGUAAAACAGAAGUUAUUAAUAACAUCGAGAACUUCUUAUUAAUGACAUUUUACUUUAUAUCUCUUAAAGUAAAAGAUCAGAAAUAAAGUACAGUCGAACCUCUAUUUAACGACCUUCCAUCANACAGGCUAAAUUGGAACUUUGGGAGAUCCGCCAGUAUCACGAGCGAAUCGACCGCGAGAGGGCCCUUGCACGAGAAAAGAAAGAACAAGAGGAAGCCUUGAAGCGUGCAGCGGAAAUACGCGCCGCCGCUCUCCAGCGGAAACAACAAGAACAACAGGCGCGACAACAGCAGCAGCAUCUCCUCAAGAUGAACAAGAAAAAAGUCCAGAAUGCUAUUAAGACUCAGCAGAAAAAGGUAGCUGUGUACAAACCUCCUGCAGUCAAUCCUCAAUUUACAUACAAACCUGCUGUGACUGCGGCGGUUCCUAUAGGAGCUUUACGCCGUACGGUACCUGUUGUACGUCAAGCGCUUCCUUCCAAGCUCCCUUCUGUACAGCCCGUUGGUAUGCCGCAGAUAAGAACGCAAAUUAUACCGCGAACCACAACAAUCACCCAGGUCGCUUCUUCAGCUUCAUAUGUACAGAGAUUACAACCCAAACUUCAAGCCACGCCGCAGCGAGUUUACACUGCUAAUUCAAACUUAAGUCAAACAUCACGAGCUGCUGCUGCCCCAAGCUCUGCUACUGGAUAUAAUGGUAAGUCAUAUUUAAUUCUGAACUUGGUUAAAUUUUCGAGAAACCUUUCCAUUUCAUAAACAAUAUUAAAUAAUGCUACAGAUCAUAGAGCGGAACGAGUGGGUUUGUUGUUUUGAGGUUUUAGACAGUCAGAGAAGUCAGGGUCGGGCAGACAAGAGGUGGAUGAGAGGGGAGGGGAGGGGUAGACUACAGCCGAACUUUCCUUCAAGGUAAACUGUAAAACAGAAGUUAUUAAUAACAUCAAGAACUUCUUAUUAAUGACAUUUUACUUUAUAUCUCUUAAAUUAAAAGAUCAAAAAUAAAGUACAGUCGAACCUCUAUUUAACGACCUUCCAUCAGGUGACCACCCUGUAUUAAGCGGCUAAAUAAUUAAUAUUUAAUGAGUAAUUAAUUUAUAGCCUCUUUUUAACAGCCACCUCUGUUAAGCGGGCCGCCUUCAUGCUGCCCCAAGAAGAUUGUUCGUAUUGUUUCAUACAGUGAAAUGAUUAAAAAUAAUGUGGAAAACUGCUUUUUCACUUCGAUUAAAACAAUCGUGAACAGCGUGCCGGGACUGACUAGCAGUUUUGUCGCUAUUAAGUUUGUAUACUGGCUCUUACCACGCCUAACCUUGUUUUCGAUGGCCCUCCAUUAUCGGCCAGUUAAUCCUUUUCUAAGGAUGGCCCCCUAAUCGAGGGUCCACUGUAGGCAAACUACUCGCGACCCUUUGAUACCGGAAGUUUAUCUUUUGAGCGUGUUUUUCUUUCUUCCUUUUUGUUCUAGUGACGCGACCUACUUCUGCUUUCACAGUAGCCACGCCCAAACCGGCUGCAGUCCGAACCAACCCCAUGACAACAUCCCGGAUGAAGCACUCCUCCAAGGAACAAGUUAAACAGGCGAGCAAAGCAAAGUCUCGCAAGCCUGGNAUUUAACGACCUUCCAUCAGGUGACCACCCUGUAUUAAGCGGCUAAAUAAUUAAUAUUUAAUUAGUAAUUAAUUUAUAGCCUCUUUUUAACAGCCACCUCUGUUAAGCGGGCCGCCUUCAUGCUGCCCCAAGAAGAUUGUUUCGUAUUGUUUCAUACAGUGAAAUGAUUAAAAAUAAUGUGGAAAACUGCUUUUUCACUUUAAUUAAAACAAUCGUGAACAGCGUGCCGGGACAGACUAGUAGUUUUGUCGCUAUUAAGUUUGUAUACUGGCUCUUACCACGCCUAACCUUGUUUUCGAUGUCCCUCCAUUAUCGGCCAGUUAAUCCUUUUCCAAGGAUGGUCGCCUAAUCGAGGGUCCACUGUAGGCAAACUACUCGCGACCCUUUGAUACCGGAAGUUUAUCUUUUGAGCGUGUUUUUCUUUCUUCCUUUUUGUUAUAGUGACGCGACCUACUGCUGCUUUCACAGUAGCCACGCCCAAACCGGCUGCAGUCCGAACCAACCCCAUGACAACAUCCCGGAUGAAGCACUCCUCCAAGGAACAAGUUAAACAGGCGAGCAAAGCAAAGUCUCGCAAGCCUGGAGCUGGGGUACCACUACUGCAUAACAAGAAAUACAUGACUAUGGAGGCAAGGCAAGAUAUGAACAGGUAACUAACACUCACCCGCCUCAAUUGUAACCACACAGACAGGACUUGCCACUCUUCUUUAUGUACCCACCCUCCUCCCUUUCUCAUACCCUAUCAGGCUCUACAAAUGCAGAUCUUGUAUAUCUUAGCACAAUCUUUUACUGGGAUUACUGACCUGUAGGAUGAAAGUACUUAUCUUCUCUCCAUCCCGUACAAGUUCUUCUAAUUCCUUUUUACCUUUCUUAACAUGUAUUUAGUAUUUCUGUGAAAAACUAACAAGUACAGCUGUAGAUGGAGUAUGACUUUCUCGGUGUGUGUAGUGAUUUAAUAAAACUGUUUGUGAUAAUGACUAUCGCCGUUUUAUUCAUACCAUUUUCUCUCCGUGACUGUGAAACUUAGCUAAGUAAACUUUUGGGUUAGUAUUGUCCCAACUCAUAUCGACAGUAGAGUGUGUUAAGUCGACCUUGUAACUUAUUCUUUUUGUUGUAAUCUGUAUUACUUUAACUAAAGUUACCGCCACCAACAGCGUGUAAAGAUAUGUCAUUUAUGAAAAGUGAAAGAGUAAUAAUGUUACAUCACAGACUGGGUGACGUCUAGUUGUUUUGUUUUACAGAGUUGCUAUUUGUAGGAAGGUUCUCGACUUUAUACUAGACAAAAUUGAUCGCAAUGAAGAGGCUGAACGCAGGAAACAGUUGAAGAAACGUGCCAAGGAAGAAAGUCAGGCUCUGAGGAUGGAGAAACAGAAGGCCAACAAACUCGCAGCUUUACUGCAAAAACGCAAGGAGGCACUUAAAAGAGACGUAAUGAGGAAAAGGGAUCUUCUUGAGAGAGACCUACUGUUGGAGCUGCAAGAGGACCCUAAAACAGGAAGUAAAAGGAAGCAUGCAGGGGACUCAGAGAGAAGGAACUCACACAGUAGUUCACCUGAAGGACCUAAGGCAAAGAGGAAGAAAGCUGUUGAAGAUGAACGCCUGUUCUGUAUUUGCAAGACUCCUUAUGAUCCAACUCUGUAAGUAUCUCUUUCCUUGCUAGCAUACUCCCUUAAAGGUUGAAAUAUAAGUGUAUUUUUAAUUUAAUUUUGUGUAUGUGGCAGUUGAGUAGUAGUUAGAAUUAUCCGUGUAGUUAUAGCCAUUAUUAUUAUUAUAUACAAUAAUGAGCUAUUUGCGGGUGGGAAAGUAAUGUUAUUAGUUAUAUUUCCAAUUUUCAAUAAAAUUUGUUGUUGUUGUUGUUGUUGAAUCGGUGCAAGUUAUUGUUCUGCACUGCGAAUGUUUCUUCUCCAACCGUUCUCUCCAUUGACAUAGCGAGUAAACGAUCAAAAGUCUUAACUACCCUGGGAUAAAAUAAUUAUUAGAUGCACAACAAACUAAAUAAAUAUUGUUCUCUUUAGAUUCUAUAUUGGUUGUGACAUGUGUGCCAACUGGUUCCACGGACGUUGUGUCCAGGUCACACCAGAAAGCGCGCAAAGUAUGGACGAGUGGACUUGUGCCGAGUGUACGCAGGCUCGACGGGGAGUGGAAGAGGAAGAACUUUACUGUCUGUGCCGCCAGCCCUACGAUGAAAGAAAGUACGGUCUAUAAUGUUCUCGUUAUUUGGGGGCGGGAGAGGGGAAUGGCUAAAGAAAGGUAGACAUUAAUUACAAUUUAUGACCCAGGACGCAUUAUAUUUCACUUUGGCGGCAGAAAUUAUCAUGUACCGACAUCUGCAGGGCCCACUUGCGCAAAGUUCGUUCACCGCAAACUCAAGGUGAAAAUCUUAGCUCACCACUGAGUCUUCUGGCAUAACUGUUUCUCCUCUGAGUGCCAAAGGCUUAACAAGACUGUCUUAAAAACUCAAAUUAUAAUACAGGAAUUUUCUUGGCUGGAAAUUAACAUUAAAAAAAUUAGUAACAUGUAAUAAAAGUCGCCAUCGUGACAAAAAGCUGAGCGGCAGAAAAACUAGAGGCACCUGUACAUUUCAUAAGUCACAGUGAUACCAACGUUUAUUUCGCAGCUUGUCUGCCUAAUACAGGGUGUCUACCUGGCACGGGUUUCACGGUUGAGGUUUGGUCCACUGCUUAUGGUUGUUUCUUAUUAUAAUGUCUGGAAAAUAUUCUUAAAGCAUGCCUCGCUUUGUAGAUUCUACAUCGGCUGUGACAAGUGCCAAGGUUGGUUUCAUGGUACAUGUGUUGGUAUCACGGCCACUGAAGCGGAGAAUAUUGAGUUUUAUACGUGUCCAAAAUGCACUCAGUCCCAGACUCAAGCCAGCAAACAGCCGCUGACCAGCAAGGAUUACGACACGCUUAAACGUCUUCUCCGUUCUUUGCAGGUAGGUUGGAGUCUAUUUUUAACUUUAAAACGGGAUAUAUCUGUUUACCGGCUGUUUGCACUUAUUUGAGCCAGCAUUACUUCAACAUUCUGGUAUCUAAGUUGCCUUAGACUACUGUAAUGGUAAUUCUCGUUCGUCAAUGUAGUUGCGAGUUUUGACGCAUAUCCGCGGCCCAAGAAGAGAAUACGGUAGUGCAAGUUAAAAAAAGUAUAAUUUUAUAGGAACACGGUGGACAGACUAGACAAUAAAACAUGAAAGCCAUGCCGCCGGCGGUGUUCGUUAUAGUAGUUUUCAGGAUGGCAGGCUCAGGACGCUUUAUACCAACACUUACAACAGCGCCUUAUAAGAUUGGACAUGCGUCAUGAACGCCUGGUAGCCUGCGUAGCGGUCGCCGGUUCUUUAGGGUUGAUUUCCAGUGUCGCGUAAUUUUUACGUGCGUACGUGCGUAAAAUUUACGUUCGCAAAUGAAAUAGAGGCAACACAUGAAAGGUCGCUCGUAAGCGUAAAAGUUGAACCUCGCUCAACUUCUCGUUUAAGCUCAGCACUUCAUUUUUAUCUUGCCUCUAUUUUAUUUACGUGCGCUAACGUGCGUAGCCAAAAACACGUCAGUGGCGAUCAACCUUUAGGGCGAAGGGAGAAAUUUCAAGGACGCGCGCGCACACGAGAGAAGAAAAGAAGAUGAGGCCUCUUUUCUCCCGCUCUAUAACAGCUAACCAAAAGACUAACCUCCGUCUGGUUACUAUGAGUGCUGCGAGAUAUAUAUGUUUCCACCAUUAUUAUCUUUUACAUUCUCCCGGGCAUCAGCGUUGGGCUAAAGGCGGUAAGAAGCUGUGUUACUGGCGGUCAAUCUUAUACGUUAAAAAGAAGAACAGUGAGUUCCAUUUUCUUCCUGUUUUUAUAGAGCCAUAAAAUGGCGUGGCCGUUCCUAGAACCUGUUAACGCUGAUGAAGUUCCUGAAUACUUUCGACAAUUGUCGUUAUUUCAACCAGCGAGAUUCACCCUACUAUCGUUGCGCUGAAGUGCUGGAAAGCUUCUUUGUUCAAAAACUGCGCGCAUGGAAAAACAGAAAAUGACUUCAAAGCUGGUUUGUUAUGAUCAGCGAUACAUAGACCGCAGAGAAUAGAGACUGGCCAUACAGAUCUAUAAAGUUACUCGAUAAUCGUUGCCCAUCUCGCAAGCGUUCUGGUGCUAGUGGACCAGAAAUGUUAGUAAAUAGUGUAAUAGUUUGAAUAUUUAUGUCUUUUUCUCAUUUUCUCGUAGUCAAUAAAACUUACGCUACCUGGGCGCGUAUUACCAACGCAUCUUGUUCGCAUCUUUCUCCAGAAUCCUUUGUGUACAAUCCUCUAUUAAUGUGGCAAGGGUUAUUACUACUUUGUUAGGGUGUCGAUCUGGGUAUUCUGCCGAAAGUUUCGAUGGACUAAAUCUCGAGUAGGGUACGUUCAUAGUUGCGAAAGGUUUAACUUAAUUAUCAAAAAAUUGUUUAGCGGGGCACAUAAGUAUUUCGAGGAUUGACGCGGAUUAGGCUUUUCGAGUGUGUGCUUUUUGAAACUCUGGUUGUGACAAGUGUUCAUCUAGAAGAAACAAUGAUGAAUCAGAAUGAAAAGUUACUGUAAAAUAGCUUGUUCUUGUAUUGGUA